AAAAUAAAAAUAAAUUUCCUCCUUCGAUCCAUAUAUUUAUUUAUCAAUUCCUCCAAAAAUGGGCAAUGGAUGUUACACAUCAAAUCUAUUGACAAUCAAGGUUAUAUUUCACGAUGGAACGACGAGGAUGGUGAUCGGAAAAAAGCUAGCUGGGGAGAUAAUGUUUGAGUACCCCGAUUGCAUGGUAUGUCAUGCGGACUCAUUUUUCAUUGGUCAACCAAUUCCAUCGUUAGGUAUCGACGAUAAGUUAAAAAAUAACGAUACGUACUUUGUUCUUCCACUUGAUUCCUUCACAAACAAAGUGCUUUCGGCUUCUUCUCUAGCUACCUUAGGUAGUAAUAAUAGCAAUAAUAAUAACAAAAGAGGUCAUGUUAACUUCAAAAAUCCUGCUUUUGAAUAUAUAAAGGGAUCAAAUGGUAGGGUUUUGAUUAAAGUCGCGCCGGAGUUUAUGAUCAAGUUACUUCAAAGAGGAAAUAAGGAGGAAGAUGAGGAUUGUGGAUCUACUAGUAGUACGAGCCCUAGUUUUUUGUGUAGCACACCUGAGUUGAGGAAGCAUUACGAACAAUUGGUUGGUGCAAAAGGGCAAGUAUGGUCACCUAAAUUAGAUACUAUUUCUGAAUAUAAGAUUAGGUAUUCACCUUGUAGAUUGAUUGGAUUGGAAUGGAGAGAGAAAGAAUAGUUUUUUUUUUUUGUUAAAUUGUGAUAUAAUUAGACUCUUUUUAAUUUAUUCCUUUUGUUUUCCUUUUAAUUUUAGAAUUAAAGGUUGAUUUUGCAUUAAUUCUCAGCAAAAUCUCAAAAUUGUAAUUGUCUUUAAGGCUGUACAAAGCAAUAUUUAUUCAUUUAUAUAUAUAUCAUGUUAGUUUUUCAAA
Messenger RNA from Solanum pennellii, 869 nucleotides. RefSeq lists its product as uncharacterized. The transcript has a single exon. Bases 59 to 679 code for a protein of 206 amino acids. NCBI's taxonomy places the organism in Eukaryota, Viridiplantae, Streptophyta, Magnoliopsida, Solanales, Solanaceae. The record is from RefSeq and is a predicted model, not a curated record.